Ostertagia ostertagi is the source of this 1983-nucleotide messenger RNA. NCBI's taxonomy places the organism in Eukaryota, Metazoa, Nematoda, Chromadorea, Rhabditida, Trichostrongylidae. The record is from the annotation of a GenBank genome assembly.
AGAGUACGAUCUGCCGUCACCGACCUUCUCUCACAGAGAUUUCCACCGAAGAAACUUUAUUGUCGCAAGGCACAGGAAGACUUUUCAUACUGGGAUGAUGACAAUAGCCAGAGCACUUCAUCGAGAGACUCUUCUAACAGCAACACCCCAAAUGGGAGAACUGCCCAGGACGACCUUCCCCCAAUUCAGCCGCCGCUCAGCCUCCAGAAGAGUCCAAUAUUUCCUCCUAAACUCCCACAAUCUAAACCAAAUAAGUUCAGCCACCACCUCAUCAACGAGCAUCCAUGGGCAAAACACGUUACUGUCCGUGAACGUCCGUCCAUUCUGUCCGAGGACUGUGUCACAAGCUCUCUUCCACUUGAAGUUUAUCGCCACAUUCCCGAUAUGGGCUAUUUUUCGUACGAAUUCGUCCAGUCGCUGUUCCCUCGCUAUCACCAGCAGCCCAACUCCACUCAGCCACUUCCAAUCUUCGAGCUCAUGCGUCUUCAGGACGCUGUCGACUUUCGCAAGCACUCGUUGAAGAUCAUUGACCAGCUCAAGGGUGGCACUUAUGUGGCCCGUGAAAAUAGUGAUCCAGGAAUGUUUCUACCGCGAUCCGCUUCUUCCGAGUCGCCGGCGUCGGUAGACGAUCAGCUCGCUCUGUGCAAGCUGGUCCGUCCAAUCAUCCCUUCCCAUCCGCAAGAAGGACUGCUACCGUUGAAGAUUUUCGAUAUUCCUCGUGACGAUAGGGACUGGAUCGAUGACCGUGUCGGUAGAUUCACGAAUUACUUCAAAAACCCCCGACAAGCCCACCACAGAAUGACCAAGCUGUUCAACGUUGGCUGCUCUGCUCUACUGGCCAUCGAAGGUAUGAACGACGACAGAAGUACACGGAGGCUGACGGCUACAGUACCCAGCCUGACUGCUUUCCCGAUUCGGUUCCACUUCACUUUGCGAUUGGAUUCAGAGUCCGGGUGGACUGCAAAUCGCUCUGUCUUCCUGUGGAUAGUUGGAGCCGCUUCUGUUGAGCGCGUCUCGAUUCUAAGAACAAAAUUUGACCCUAAGGAAAAGACCCUCGACAUCCAACUCGUCUCUUCAGCUCGCCUUCAUCGCUCUCUCAUGUUAGAGGUGAAUAAAUACAGCAAGGAAAUAGAGGGUACCAUCUACAUUGACAUUUGUGUCAAGCUAGCCCGCCAGUGUGUCAAUCGGACAGUGCCAGUGUACCCGAUGCUCACCAAGCACAAGCUCUUCGAGAACAUCACGAGAAACAGCGAGUGUCGAGGAGCGCAGGUGCUCGAUGCGGUCUACAACAACCUGUCCUCCUAUAAAAUAGCUGGUUCCGACUACCUGUACCGAACAGCAAAACGAAUCUCCUUGGAUGGCAAGUCCCUCGAACUUGGUUCAGACCAGGUGGCUGCUAUCCGACUAGGAUGUGAUGAUCGUCGUCCAAUUGUGGCCAUUCGAGGACCAUUUGGCUCAGGAAAAACUCUGGUCGCUGCUUUGAUAGCCGCACGGGUUGUGCGCAAACAAAAAGGCUUUUCUAUCAUCACUGCCACCACAAAUGGCGCAGUGGCGCAAAUCACCGACACCGUUCUGAAACUCGAUGAGUACAGAGACCUGCCCGUGCUGCGCUACGUGUCCGACACUUCGCUUAUCGAAGGUAAUCCUUCGACCACUGUCGAUAUAAAUAGCAUACUGAAACGCCUACCCGAUGACUAUUUUGAACAGUUGUCGCGUGAGGAUUUGAGGACUUGUCGAAGUUUCAAAAAAGGGCGUGAGCUACUGGAGAAGUACUUAUUCACCCCGGAAAACGGGUUACAUCUGACCGCGUCUGAGCAAAAAGAGUACCGUCUGGCCGAGCAGGAGGCAGCGCCAACUGCCCUCAAGCCGAGUGGAAAAGGAGAACAGCAUGGAUGCCGACCGAGUUUCCGAAGGCAGCAACCGACUUAUCCAGAAAACAACUCCAUAGAUGCUUUAUCCGACAAUCAGGAAUGCUUCCGUCCC